AUGAACUGUAAUUUAUAUUAUAUAAUGCAUUUUUAUAAGCUAUUGAGACAUAUUAAUCUUUAUUAUAAUAUUUCAGGUUCUAAAAUGAAAGCUAAAACUAAAACAAAGAAAAGUGAUCGGAAAUUCACUCGACAUAAACUUACGCCAAAAGAUUCGCCUCAAAUUGAAACUCCUAUUUGUGACUUCUCGAAUUUAUGUAAACCUAUCGAUACAAGUUUAUCCAAUUUAGUUCAAGUAACAAAAUUGUUAGAAACUGCAAAUGAUGAAAUUAAAUAUAUUCUCACUUAUGAAUGUGAAGUUAUUUAUGAAUGCAAAAUAUGUCGAAGUUUAUUUAGAAGUUUAUUAAACUUUAUUUCACAUAAACGAAUUUAUUGUCCUGAAAAAUUUAACAUUUCAAAUAACAAAGAUGUCAUAAAUCCUCAAGUUAUGGUCGUUGAAAAAUCUAUUGAUUCUGAAUGUGAAGAAAAUUAUGAAGAUCAAAAAUCAUCCAAAAAUGAAGCUCUCAAUAGGAAAUUUAGUAAGAAGGAUUUAACAUCAGUGAUAACAAUGUUACAGAAAAAACAAGCAGAUCCAAAUUAUAAUGACGUUGAAGAAAAAAAUCGUCGAACUCGUAUUGUAGCAGAUACUGAACAAGUACUUUUAGAAGUUUUAGAUUCUAAUCGAGCUGCUUUUCAAACUGUCUUAGAACCAAAGCUGUCAAAUAUUGCUUCAAACGAUCUAAUGAAAGCUCAGACGAUAGAAUUACAAAAUAUAUUAAAUCGAGAUACAGCUGUACUUGGUCCAGAUGGGUCCAUUGUGGAGUUUAGGAAUGAUGGAAAAGUUGACAAUAAAGACAUUGAUAAAGUGUCAAACCAUAAUCUCGUGUGCUCAACAUGUAAUAUCAAAUUUGCAACCAAAAAAACAUUAACUUUUCAUAUAAAAUCACUUCAUACUCCUAAUCGACUUGUCUAUCCUUGCCCUUGUUGUCCAAGUUUAUUUCCUAGUACAUGGGGCGUUUAUCGGCAUUUAGUAAAAGUUCAUCGAAAAAGUAAUGCUCAAGUCCGAAAGUUACGAUCAGAGAUUCAAACAAAAGCAUACUUGAAAGAAACUACUCGUGCUCAAGACAUUGAUAAGGAUUGUGCUAAUAAUAAAUUGAAUAAUUCCAAAGAAUCUCGACUAAUGAAUGAAACUCAGGAAUGGAUGACACACUUGGAAUCAGAUACAGAGCUUCAAAGAUGUGGAGGUUGUAACAAAAGAUUUGACAGAAAAGCGGCAUUGUUAGCACACUCUCAAAUUUGUCAAAGACGUCAAGCUGUGUGUAGUGAUGUUGCGAUUAGAUCUAAACGCAAUAAAAUUGCUUCUGAAGCAAAUACUGAAAAAAUAAGCACGUUGACUGAAGUUUCUAAACCAACUAAGGAGAAUCUACAGAUACCAAUCAAAAAAAUGUCUAUGGAAUCAGAAUCACGAGUAAUAUCAUCCUCAGUAAAUUCCACUAGCUUAUUAAAUUUAUCUAAUAUAUCGCCUGCUGUUUCAAUAACUCGAUUACCUCAGCAACAACAGGCUAAUGAAAUUAGAGUGGAAGGUAUUGCUAGUCUUAGCAAAGAUGCGUGGGAAAAAAUUGGAGAUGAAACAUCUAAAUUAAGAGUUGAUACUAGUGUUGACGUCUUGACAAUACCUUCUGAAGCUAUGCCAACAAAAAUAUCUCCAAAUGAUAGUGUAUCAGAUGAUCCAGAGAUUAUAUUUACCAAUAUUGAGAAACCGCCUAGUAUUUUAAAAAAUAAAGGCAGCAAAAAAAGAAAAAUGGGAAAACGAAAUACUUCAAUAGAUUCUAACAAAAGAAUUAACUUAUUGGUGCAAGAAAAUACUGAGAAAAUGAACUCGGCAAAAAUACUAUCAAAAUCAGAUACAAAUUUAGAUGAAAAAAUAAAUUUUAUAAGUCCUCAAAAAUUUGAAUGCAUACCGUGCAAACUUACAUUCUCCAAUCUUACACAUCUACGAAGGCAUAUGACUGAGCAUAUGGAUUGGUACCGUUUUAGAUGUAAAUUAUGUGAAUUUAAAUGUUUUAAUAAGAUCGAUUGUGUUACUCAUUGUAAUAAAAUUCAUAACGCUAAAAAUAGUCGAAUGAAUAUUGAAAGUAUGAUAAUAGAAUCAACAUUCAAUGAAAAAUCUACAAAUUCUUCAAGAAGUUUAUUGAAAAAAUGUCAUGUAACUAUACCAGUAAUUCAAAACGGUAAUAAUUCUACAGAUGAAAACGAUAGCUGUAGCGUUAAAUCUUGUGAAGAAUUACCUGACGAAAAUAGUGAGAUGGUUAAAAAAGCCAAGUUAGGGGAAGACUCAGAACUGCGUCGAAUGGUUAUGGAAGUGAUAUUUGGUUCAUCUGAAACAGUAAAUGAAGAAGAACCUGGAAGUAGUACUGAAAUUGAGGAAAUUCGAGAUUGUAAAAAAAACAGUAAAAUGCCUAAUAAAACAUAUUCAGAUCAUGAAGAAAAUAGCUUGAAUCAUAUAGCAACAAUGAAAUUAUCAUCAAAUCACAAUAGGCCAUCUCGUAACAGCAGAAAUCGUACGAAACUCGAAAAUAAAAAUUUCAUUUAUGAUUUAGAUGCAGUUCUCGUUAAAGAUACUGCUACAGACGGAACAGGAGUCAUUGUAGAGGACAAUAAAACAAGUACGAAUAUUAUGAACAAUGAAUCCGAUUCAGAAAGUGAUCUAUCUGUUGUACUUUAUCGAGAUAGAAGUAUUGUGAAAACUAAAUUAGAAAAGGUUGCAUAA
This is a messenger RNA of Cotesia congregata, 2748 nucleotides long. The record is from the annotation of a GenBank genome assembly. Lineage: Eukaryota; Metazoa; Arthropoda; Insecta; Hymenoptera; Braconidae.